This is a messenger RNA of Panicum virgatum (switchgrass), 1323 nucleotides long. RefSeq names its product protein JINGUBANG-like. Gene Ontology annotation, molecular function: protein binding. The coding region runs from base 1 to 1323 and encodes 440 amino acids. The transcript is spliced from 2 exons. NCBI's taxonomy places the organism in Eukaryota, Viridiplantae, Streptophyta, Magnoliopsida, Poales, Poaceae. The record is from RefSeq and is a predicted model, not a curated record.
AUGAACUUCGGCCGCCGCAGGAGCUUCAGCUCCAUCGAGGAGGACCGCACGUCGAGCCCGGGCACGCGCACGCCCCUGCACCAGUACCACGCGCGCUUCACCAUGUCGUCCGUGCCCAUGAGCGGCCGCUGCUCGCCCUGGGCGCAGUCGCCGCUGCACGGCCGCCACAGGUUCCCGCCCUCGCCCGGCGCCAUCUACCACUGCCUCGCCGCGCUGCACCGACUGGAGAGCGACGUGCACGCGCUGGCCGUCGCCCGCGGCGUCCUGUUCGCGGCCUCCGACAGCGGCCGGGUCCGCGCGUGGGCGGCGCCCGAGUGCUGCGACCGCGGCUACCUCGACGUGGGCCGCGGCCGCGUCCAGGCGCUCGCCGCGUGCGGGCACACGCUCGUCACGUCCCACGGCCGUGGCCACAACGUCCGGGUCUGGACCGUCCGCGCCGCCGCCACCAGUGAGCCCCACGUCCGCGCCAAGAAGGCGGCCACCCUCCCGGCCAACGGCCGCCUCUCCGUCCUCUGCUUCGGCAAGAAGCGCCCGCCGCACCACCACCGCGACACCGUCUCCUGCCUCGUCCUCCACGCCGCCGCGGGCCUCCUGUACACCGCCUCCCACGACCGCACCGUCAAGGCGUGGAAGCUCUCCGACGGCGCCUGCACCGACUCCUUCGCCGCGCAUGACGGGCCGAUCAACGCCAUGGUCGUAAACGAGGCCGACGGGUGCGUCUUCACGGGCUCCAGCGACGGCACCGUCAAGAUUUACUUCCUGUACGCCGGCUCGUCCGACGGCUACGUCAACGUGUGGGACAAGAAGGCCACCGUGGGCCGGCCGGUGCACGCGGGGUACCUCAAGGGCCACCGCCUGGCGGUCUACUGCCUGGCCUCCGGCGGCUGCGGCGGACGGGUGGUCGUGAGCGGCUCGGAGGACGCGACCAUGCGCGUGUGGAGGCGGGAGGGGACGGGCGGCGGCGCGACGCACACGUGCCUGGCCGUGAUCGAGGGCCACCGGGGCCCGGUGCGGUGCCUGACCGUGGGCGACGGCGAAGGCAGUGAGGUGGAGGGCCGCGGCAUGGUGGUGUACAGCGCGGGGCUGGACAAGAGCGUCAAGGUGUGGAGGAUACGGGUGGUGGCGAAGGAGGAGGAGGAGGACGACGACGACGAUGACGGCGAGGGGGGCGCACAGGCCGAGAUAAUGGCUGGGAAUGCCGACGGCGACGCCAUCCCAGCAAGGAACGAUUUGGAGGACAGCAAGAAGAUGGAGUUCGUAGGGCCGACGCCGGUGCCGUCGCCGUCGUGGGUGGUGAAGCGGAGGCACACCAGCCGUGGGUGA